AUGGUUGAUGCAAACCGCAGCAAGGCCCCCGCGGGCUCGGACUCUGGUGUCCGCAAGUUUACGCUUUCGUGUUCUCGAUGUAGGGCCUCCAAGCUAAAAUGCGACCGCAAAGAGCCUUGUAUGGAAUGCGUCAAGCGUAACAUCGGCCAUCUUUGCACCAAAGAUGAGCGUCAACCCAGAGCCAAACGGUCAAAAACCGAGCACAAAGACAAGACCGCCUCCAAGAACAAUCCGCCUCCGAAUGGAGACGGGGAAGUUGAAGCAGAGGAGACCGCACAACUCUUGGAGCAUUUCGUCGAAGGAGUUCCUCGUCCAAAUGCCUACCUACCCGCUGUCUCUGGACCAACACCGUCGUCAGUCGCACCAGACUUUCCGAAUCGGUAUUGGUCGAGUAAUGACCCCAAGCGACACGGUGACAAACUCGCCUUGAUCCGAGAGAUCGUCGACGCGAUGCCGGAGCUGGAGAUGAUUCAUGUGCUCUUUGAGGUCUUUGUCACUCGUUGCCAGGGUCCCUUGGGGAAUGUGGUUCACACUCCAACAUUCAUGAAGCAAGCCGAGCAGUUCCGCAACUGCCUAAGUCUUGCUUCACCGGACUCGCGCGUCUUGGCGAUAUCCAGUACGAUCUCGAUGGAGACACUGGGCUGUUAUCUGUUAGCGCUCGUGCUCGGUCUCGCUUUUCAUCCCACACCGUCUCUACUAGGAUGGACUCCUACGCCUCUGACUCUACGGGUAGAGGAGCUUCGAGCGUCAGAUAUGCACUCGAAGACCUGGAGAUCGCUGGGCUUGCGCUGUCUCCAGGACGGAGUGUCUCUCUUUUGUGGCUCGAUCGCCGGUUUACAGGCAGCGAUUAUGCUUUUGCUUGACGGGCAGGAGGGCUCGUUGGCGCUGGACGCUGUUCUGGUCACUGCGAUUUCUGGAGCCCGCAAACUCGGUCUGCACCGGUUGGGUGACAUCAAGUUAGACGCCUCUGCAUCACACUCUGCACCCUUGGUCAAUGGCACGUCAGCACCGGCGGAACAGCCGCAUAUUCGAACGGAAAUAGGCAUUCGCAUUUGGUGGGCACUCGUACAAAGGGAUUGGUCGCGCGGACAAGCCCUCGGCUACUACACCGUCCAUCCAUCACAAUUCAACACUCGGAUGCCGUUGCACAUCAAUGAUGAUGAUCUCUGUCUGUCGACAUGGAGGGUGAGCGUCAAUGGCGAAAUCACGGAGCGGCCUCGAUCCGAGUUCACCAUGAUGUCGUAUACUGUCCAUGCCCUCGAACUUGCUACCAUUGUACGCGAAUCGGUUGAUCUAUGGGGAUCCCUGACUCUGCGGCCCGACGCGACCACUGAAUCUGCCCAGUUGCGCAAACAUCUCAACAACAAGUACGAAAAGUACGUUGCUGGCCUGCCGUCGUAUUUUCGAUUGGGCAGCACUGUAGGACUCACAGCCACCGGCCCAAUGGCAGCGAUCCCCGUGCAACGAUGGAUGUUGCACCAGCAACUGUGGAGCUUACUCCUUCGACUGCAUCGAGCCAAUCUGUCCUCUCCAAUUGGCCGUGCUUCCUGUCAGCUUCUGGCCCAAAAUAUUAUCGGUACCCAAGCUCAGAUCCAGGCGCGAUGCGCGGUUUGUGGCUCGCUGUCGACCAGCGAGACCCAGCUAUUCAACGCGGCCGUUGUUUUGCUCAUCGACCUGCUCUUCACAUCCAAGCAAGCGGAUGCGGAUAGUGCAAGUGCACACCUCAGCCGAUUGAUGACUCGCGACAAGAUCAGGGAAGCGAUUGAAUUAUUACGGACCAAGAGCAUCACGGAAGGGUCGUCGCUUCACGACCUGCACUUGGAGCAAGUCAAGGGCUCUGCGCAGCGCAGUGUCGUUGCUCUGGAAGCCUUGAUGAAGCUUGAAGAAGACGACUCUGACCACAGCGGCGGCAACCACCCGGGUAAUCCAACUGGAAAUUGUCCAGGAGCACAGCCGGCCGGGUCAGACAAUAGCGCACAAAACUCGCUACGACGCAAGGUCGCCGAUAUUCUCAAGACCUUGAGCGGAACGGCCGACCCUGCCACCGCACCCGUGCAAGAGCAGCAGGCAGCCUUUGAUGCCUUUUCGCCGUUUGAUAUGUCGAUGCCGUUUGCCAAUGUCGCUGACGGGUUCCCCGACUUGGACGUGCUGCCGAUUCUCUCCAACGGCCUGAGCCCUAACUUCUGGCAAUUCUUGGACUUUCCCCCGCCACCACCGGAUUUUCACACCAAGGAGGUCUCGUUUGCUACCCUGGGAGACCUGCCUGGCCCCAUUGGGCUGGGCACUUGUCAAUUUGCCGAUUCGUAUAGUAGUACUCCUGGCACCCGUAUGACGCAUACAUCACCUUCGUCCCUGCAGAGUGAACCUAUCGGGCUGGGGAGUGACUCUGCCACGACUCCUUCUAGCGCUGAUGCCUACGUUGCCGCCAAGUUUUAUUAUGCGAUGGGAGACGGGGCACUCGCUCCUAUGUAG
This is a messenger RNA of Aspergillus thermomutatus, 2472 nucleotides long. Its product is annotated as putative C6 transcription factor. Gene Ontology annotation, biological process: regulation of DNA-templated transcription. NCBI's taxonomy places the organism in Eukaryota, Fungi, Ascomycota, Eurotiomycetes, Eurotiales, Aspergillaceae. Bases 1 to 2472 code for a protein of 823 amino acids. Gene Ontology annotation, molecular function: zinc ion binding; DNA-binding transcription factor activity, RNA polymerase II-specific. The record is from RefSeq and is a predicted model, not a curated record. The transcript is spliced from 5 exons.